CUUUUAGAUAUAAAAGUUUACGUACUGUACAUGAUUAUAAUAAUUAAGUUGAAAUUAAAAAUGUUUCAAAUUUGGGCAGUAAUAAAUAUUUUGAUCAUCCCUACUAUAACAUUUGCUGAUGUUAUUAACUACACGGCAGCAAUUAUAGAAUAUCAUGCCGAUUCUCUUAAUUAUAGUUGGUCAGUUGAUGAACGUGUGAUGUGGAGAGCAAAAGAUCACAUCCGUAUUUUAGACAGCAUAACUGAGGAGUUAGAAAUCAUCCUGUUUCCCGAAAAAUCUUUAUACUAUCAGGAGAAUGUAUCUCUCAGUAGUACAGUCAUUCCAAAGAUAUCUGAAAAAAUUUGCAACUCAUCAGAAACCAGCGUUAAAGAAUAUUUGAAACUAUUUUCGUGUGCUGCGAUUCGAAAAAAUACCUCUAUUGCUAUUAACGUUAUUGAACAAGAUAACUGUACUUUAAAUGGGACAUGUGAAAGUCCAAUUUAUUAUAACACAGUAGUUAUCUUUGAUAAUAACGGAUAUUUAUCUGGAAGAUACCGUAAAUGGAAUUUAUUCGGGGAAUAUCAACUCUCUAAACCCAAAGAAAUGGAUAUUACUACAAUUAAAACAAAACAUAAUGUAACAUUCGGAAUUUUCAAUUGUUUUGAUAUUAUAUUUAACCAGCCUUCUUUAAAUUUGACCAGAGACUUAAAAGUGAAAAAUAUUUUAUUCCCAAAUCAUUGGAUAUCAGAACUUCCGUAUUUAACAGCAUUGCAGGCUCAACAAAUGUAUGCACAUGAAAAUAACAUAACAUUAUUAGUAUCCGGAAAAAAUAGCCCCAUGUCUGGAGGUAGUGGAUCUGGAAUUUAUAUUGGUGAAAAAGGUCCUGUAGAAACCAUUUUAAUUGGUGGAAAAGGAGGAACUAAAUUAUUAGUAAAAACCGUACCAAAUCUAGAAACUGAAGACAAUUUUGAUUUGAACAUAACAGAAGACGAAGAUAUUGAUGCCUUGGCUAUAAAGCUGGACGAUUUCUUCCUAUUAAGGGAUCUUUCAAUGGAUGAUCAUACAUCAAUUCCACUGAAAGAAAAUCAAUCGAAUAUUGUAGAACAAGUAUGCAAUGGUGAUAAUGUUAAAAUUUGUUGCAACUUCAAUAUAACCAUGGUAGUAAAUGAAACUGCAAAACUAAUGAACUACUACAGGUAUCAUAUGGCAGCUUUUAAUGGUAUAAGGUCGUUUUCUGGUAUAAGGAAUGCCAGUAUUGAAGCUUGUGGACUUGUUGCGUGUCUGAAUGAAUCAUUAUCAUCUUGUGCUUUAAGGUUUCCCAACUAUACAGAAGUUUCUUGGCCCAUUACUUUCAAAUCAAUAGUUGUCGAAGCUAACUUUACGUUAGACCAAAGUCGAAUUCAAUAUCCUAAUUCUUUGUUGAGUUCUCUGAAACCAAUAUUACCUCAAUAUACUUCUUGGGAAAAACAUGAAAGUAAGGAAUCUAUAAUCAGAAGACAUUCACUAAAUAAAAAUGAAAGUCGUUUGCUAUCGUUCGGUAUAUUUGGAAGAGAUUUCAACAGAGACGAUCUUCAAGAUAAUCAUUCUAGUAGAUCGGAGAUGUUAUCAGGAUCAUUAUUAGUAAUUUUGUGUUUGUAUUUAGUCAGUACUUUAAGUAUUAAUUACAGAUAGGAUUUGUUUCUUUCUAAACAAUUGUAUUAUUGAAAAAUAGGAUUAUAUAAUUUAGAAGUACUUAAAUUUGUGAACUUAAGUGGAAAAUAAUUUGUUUAUUAAAAGCCAUUAAAUUUAAA
Messenger RNA from Diabrotica balteata, 1769 nucleotides. NCBI's taxonomy places the organism in Eukaryota, Metazoa, Arthropoda, Insecta, Coleoptera, Chrysomelidae. The record is from the annotation of a GenBank genome assembly.